UAGGCUUCGCACCAUUCUUAAAUAUUUCUUUUAUGACAAGUAUUGAAGAGAAGUAGUAUGAGAAUUUUUGUGUACUGCUAUAGCACUAUAAUUUUUUCUGAUUAAAACAGUAAUCCUAUGGGACAAACUCAUGUUCUAUGGUCUGUUCUCAUUUGCCUUCGGAUCACGCAUAUUUUCUAUAUGAAGUCUUCAAAUUCUGCACUUCAUUUUUAUCUUGGUCGCUGGACUCUCUAAUUUUUUCCCUGAAAAUAAAAAAAGAGUGAUAAGGACCUUGCAGUAUCCAGCAAAUUUAAUUAGUUUGUGUGUAUUCUCUCAGGGAGCAUCUGAAUCAUUACAUUUGCCAGUGGCUUUUAUAAGUGUAAUUUUGUUGCCAAUAGUUGGAAAUGCUGCUGAACAUGCAAGUGCAAUCAUGUUUGCCAUGAAGGAUAAGCUUAACAUCACCCUUGGAGUUGCUAUUGGAUCAUCAACACAAAUAUCCAUGUUUGUGAUCCCAUUUUGCGUCGUUGUUGGAUGGUGUAUGGGAAUACCAAUGGACUUGAACUUUAAACUCUUUGAGACUGCAACUCUGUUUAUAACUGUGCUAGUGGUGGCCUUUAUGUUGCAGGAGGGGACGUCAAAUUAUUUCAAAGGUCUAAUGCUUAUUCUAUGCUACCUCAUUGUGGCAGCCAGCUUCUUUGUACAUGUUGACCCUAGCAGUGAUGAUGAUUAACCCUGGAAGCAAGUUGGUCCUGGAACUUUACUGCAAGCUGAAGUUCUGCAUUGCAUUAAUCCUCAAACCACCACUGCUUCACUUCGUUGGAAGCUGCAGACAUCAGAUGGAGUUUGGUUUCGUUAGUUGAACUGUGCUAUAAUAUGACAGUUGAUCUUUUCUCCUCAUUGAUCAUCUUCUUCCUUAGCUUGUUUAUCAUAGGCUUCAGCUGUAAUCUAUAUUCACUAAUUGUAAUCUCUUCCUUUGAAUGCUCUUCUUUGUCGUCUUAGCUAUAAGAAGUGUUCAACCAAUCGAA
Molecule: messenger RNA, 1004 nt
Organism: Cucurbita moschata (crookneck pumpkin)
Lineage: Eukaryota; Viridiplantae; Streptophyta; Magnoliopsida; Cucurbitales; Cucurbitaceae
Product: vacuolar cation/proton exchanger 2-like
Exons: 5
Coding region: 410-709 (99 amino acids)
Biological process (GO): intracellular calcium ion homeostasis; calcium ion transmembrane transport
Cellular component (GO): plant-type vacuole membrane
Molecular function (GO): calcium:proton antiporter activity
Source: RefSeq, a predicted model, not a curated record